AUGGCGGAGGAAAAAGUCAAUAAAAAGAAGCAGAAAGCUUUGGCUUUUAGAAAGUCCAAGGAAGAGAGGGAAAAGGACAAGGCAGAGAAGGCCGAGGCCAAAGCUGAGGCUAAAACAGAGGUUAGUGCAUCGAAUGAAAAGAAAAGACUGGCGGACGACGAAUCUCCAGCUGCUAACGGGGAUGAGCCCGUGAAGAAAAAGAGAAAGACGAGAAGGGGAAAGAAAGGAAAAGGAGUCAAUGGCGGCCAAGGCCCGCGGUUCAUUCUUUUCGUUGGAAAUCUUCCCUACGAUAUCCAGCAGGCUGAGUUGGUGUCUCAUUUCAAAAAUGCCAACCCCGACAGAAUUAGAAUCCGUAAGGAGAAAGGAAUUGCAUUUUUGGAGUUUGACAAUGAAGGACAGGAAGUGCGCAGCAAGAUGGACCAUGCCCUUGGAAUGCACCACUCGACGAUUAGAAAACGAAAAAUCAAUGUUGAGCUCACGGUCGGUGGAGGAGGAAACCUGGACAACAGACAGAAAAAGUUGAAGGAGAAGAACGAUAAGUUGGAGGAGGAGCGUAAGACGAAGAAAAAGAAGGAGGAGGGAAACAAGAAGGAAGAAGCUCCGGUAGGAGGUAUGCAUCCAGCACGAGCAGCGUUGCUAAAAAAAUAG
Molecule: messenger RNA, 648 nt
Organism: Sungouiella intermedia
Lineage: Eukaryota; Fungi; Ascomycota; Pichiomycetes; Serinales; Metschnikowiaceae
Source: the annotation of a GenBank genome assembly